CACUGCAUGUAGGAGGUACAAAACGAAAUUAUCUUUGAAGAGGUUUGAGUCUUGUGUAUGAUGACUGAAAAGUGAGUGUUCCCUUUGAUUCCCAGCCAAUCAGGCCUCGAGUUUGGCCAGGCUGGCUCAGAGUGCUGAGCAGAGCCGUGACCCAGGCGUGUUUCACACAGGCGGGCAGAUGGCCGGGAGCCUGGCCGUGGUCAGCGAUGCAGCUCACAUCCUGGUGGACCUGACAGGCUUCCUGAUCAGCCUCUUCUCUCUGUGGCUCGCCUCCAAACCUCCCACCAAACAGUUCACUUUUGGGUGGCACCGAGCAGAAAUUCUGGGUGCUUUGAUGUCUAUGAUAAUAGUCUGGAUGGUGACUGGUGUGUUGAUAUAUUUGGCUUGCAUGAGGCUGCUACACCCAGAUUAUGAUAUUGAUGCUACAGUGAUGCUCAUUACCUCUGCUUGUGCUGUGCUCAUCAACAUCCUACUAAGCCUGAUUCUGCACCAGACUGGCCACGGGCACAGCCAUGGGGCACAGGCCAGGGAAUUCCCUCUGGAAAAGCCAGCUCUGAGCAACGCCAGCCUGCGGGCAGCCUUUGUGCAUGCCAUUGGAGAUCUGUUCCAGAGUAUUAGUGUGCUAAUUAGUGCCCUUAUCAUCUUCUUUAAGCCACAGUACAAAAUAGCUGACCCAAUCUGCACAUUUGUGUUUUCCACCUUUGUCUUGGCAACUACCAUCACAAUUUUAAGGGAUAUUUUAACUGUGUUAAUGGAAGGAACAUCAAAAGGAUUUACUUAUGAUGCUGUAAAAGCAAGAAUUUUAGCAGUUGAAAAAGUGGAGUCUGUUCACAACCUUCAUCUUUGGUCUCUGACAAUGAAUCAAACUGCUCUCUCUGCUCACAUUGCCACAGCAGACACAAUGGACAGCCAGAAGAUUUUGAGAGAUGUUACCCAAGCCCUGUUUGAGCACUACAGCUUCCACUCCAUCACCAUUCAGAUUGAAUCGGGAGAGGAUCAGAAACCACACUGUGUCUUCUGCCAAGAGCCCAGGGAUUAA
Molecule: messenger RNA, 1039 nt
Organism: Ficedula albicollis (Collared flycatcher)
Lineage: Eukaryota; Metazoa; Chordata; Aves; Passeriformes; Muscicapidae
Gene: SLC30A8
Product: solute carrier family 30 member 8
Exons: 6
Coding region: 179-1039 (286 amino acids)
Biological process (GO): response to zinc ion; zinc ion transmembrane transport; insulin secretion
Cellular component (GO): plasma membrane
Molecular function (GO): zinc ion transmembrane transporter activity
Source: RefSeq, a predicted model, not a curated record